CAACCAUUCGCUUUUAACACUCAACAUGCUGAAGUUCGUGAUCUUGUUGUCUGCUGUCGCCUGCGCCCUGGGAGGCACCAUCCCAGAGGGUCUCCUGCCCCAGCUGGAUGGCCGCAUUGUUGGAGGCUCCGCCACCACCAUCAGCAGCUUCCCCUGGCAGAUCUCCCUGCAGCGCAGUGGUUCCCACUCCUGCGGUGGCUCGGUCUACUCCUCCAACAUCAUUGUGACAGCCGCUCACUGCCUGCAGUCCGUGUCCGCUUCGACCCUGCAGGUCCGUGCCGGUUCCACCUACUGGAGCUCCGGCGGCACCGUCGUCAAGGUUGCUUCCUUCAGGAACCACGAGGGAUACAAUGCCAACACCAUGGUCAACGACAUCGCCGUCAUAAGGCUGAGCUCCUCCCUUUCCUUAAGCUCUAACAUCAAGGCCAUUGCCCUUGCCUCGUACAACCCUGCCAAUGGAGCCUCUGCCGCCGUUUCUGGAUGGGGCACCCAGUCCUCCGGCUCCAGCUCCAUCCCCACCACCCUGCAGUACGUGAACGUAAAAAUCGUUAGCCAGUCGCAGUGCGCUUCCUCCACCUACGGUUAUGGCAGUGAGAUCAGGUCCACCAUGAUCUGCGCUGCUGCCAGCGGCAAGGAUGCCUGCCAGGGCGAUUCCGGCGGCCCAUUGGUCUCCGGCGGUGUCCUCGUUGGUGUUGUGUCCUGGGGCUAUGGCUGUGCCUACGCCAACUACCCCGGAGUCUACGCCGAUGUUGCUGUCCUCCGCUCCUGGGUGAUCAGCGCCGCCAACUCGAUCUAAAUGAAUAGUAUUCCAUUGAAUGAAUGAAUAAAUAAACGUAUUCCAUUAGGUUAAUUCAAUAAAGUUAUGCAAACAAUGUA
Messenger RNA from Drosophila obscura, 876 nucleotides. Its product is annotated as trypsin alpha. The record is from RefSeq and is a predicted model, not a curated record. The transcript has a single exon. NCBI's taxonomy places the organism in Eukaryota, Metazoa, Arthropoda, Insecta, Diptera, Drosophilidae. Bases 26 to 796 code for a protein of 256 amino acids. Gene Ontology annotation, molecular function: serine-type endopeptidase activity. Gene Ontology annotation, biological process: proteolysis.